Molecule: messenger RNA, 3448 nt
Organism: Brassica napus (rape)
Lineage: Eukaryota; Viridiplantae; Streptophyta; Magnoliopsida; Brassicales; Brassicaceae
Product: receptor-like serine/threonine-protein kinase SD1-8
Exons: 7
Coding region: 871-3414 (847 amino acids)
Biological process (GO): recognition of pollen; protein phosphorylation
Molecular function (GO): protein serine/threonine kinase activity; ATP binding
Source: RefSeq, a predicted model, not a curated record
AGGCUACCAGUGCACCAUGCAUGCAUGAGCAGUUUGUCCUUCCCCUUCUUCAGCUGCUCUCAUUUUUCUUCUUCUCACUGAAAUAUAAUUUAUAUAAAUGUAUACAUGUAUAUAUAGUAAUAUUUAAAAAUUAUAGGGAAUAUUUUUGUUUUAAAGUUUUUAUAAUAUUGUUAGUGAGUAUAAAUAUAGUUUAUAAUUUUUAUUUAUGAUAUUUCAAUUUUAAAAUAUUUUACAUUUACUUAUCCACAUGCAUCCGGAUGCAACCACAAACUCUACUGGAUCGUAUGAUGCUCUUAGGGACGCCAUACUUGCAGAACACCAAACGGUUUAGAGUAUUUUUGUGACUGUUUCAAAAAAGAAAGAAUGCUAUACUUGCGGAACAACAUAGAUGACAUGUUGGCAGCGUGAGAACUAAUAAAACGUAAAUUUGAAAAAUGUAGACUAAUGAUAUACAAUAUAACCUCUUUAAAUUAAUACUCUAUAAAUUAAUAUACACUAAAAAUUUAUAAAAUAAUAUAAUUGUGUAGUCCCAAAUUGAGUUUUUGUUCAAUUAGCAUAUCUAUAAAUUAAUAUCUCUAUAAAUUAAUAAAAAGAUUAUAGUUUUGGUGUAAUCCCAACAUUAUUAAUUUAUAUAGGUUUCACUGUGUAAGGUUUGUGGAAAUGGAUUGAUUGAAAGGGUGAGAAAGUCAUGAAAAAGGAAACACAACCUUUUGCUUGUCUGGUAGGUUAGUGAUGAUAAUUAAUUAGUUAAGUUUGAAUUUUCUUGCGAAAGUAACUAAAGAUUAAUAUAUGAAUAGGAACACAUGCAAGUUACUUUCAUCAAGAAAAGUUCAAACAUAAACGGAAAAAAAAAAAAGAAGAAGAAGAAAGAUGAAAGGUGCACAGAGCACAUGCCACCAUUCUUACACCUUGUCGUUAUUGCUCGUCUCGAUUCUACUAUUUCAUCAUCCUACCGUUUCGGUCGAUGUCAACACUUUGUCGUCCACAGAAUCUCUUACAAUCUCAAGCAACAGAACACUUGUUUCUCCCGGCGGAGUCUUCGAGCUUGGUUUCUUCAAACCAUCGGCGCUCCAGCGUUGGUAUUUGGGAAUAUGGUAUAGAAAAGUCUUUGAUCAGAAAACCUACGCAUGGGUCGCCAACCGAGACAACCCUCUGUCCAAUUCCAUUGGAACCCUCAAAAUCUCUGGCAACAAUCUUGUCCUGCUAGGUCACUCUGUUUUGUGGUCCUCGAAUCUUACUAGAGGAAAUGUUAGUUCUCCGGUGGUAGCAGAGCUUCUUCCCAACGGUAAUUUUGUAAUGAGAUACUCCAACAAAAGUGGAUUCUUGUGGCAGAGUUUCGAUUUUCCGACGGAUACUUUACUUCCGGGGAUGAAACUAGGUUACCAUCGCAAAACAGGGCGCAGCAGGUUCCUCACAUCAUGGAGAAGUUCUGAUGAUCCCUCAAGCGGGUAUUUCACGUACGAACUCGACACUCGAAGGGGCUUGCCCGAAUUCUUUGUGAUGUAUAACGAUAUUGAACUGUAUCGGGGCGGUCCGUGGAAUGGAAUCGAGUUUAGUGGCAUAUCGAAGCCUAAGGAUCAAGAACUAUAUUACAAUUACACGGAUAACAGUGAGGAGGUCACGUACACGUUCCUUAGUGCCAACCAAAGCAUCUACUCUAGAUUUACCAUCGUUUACUAUGGGUCCCUCUAUCUAUCCACGUGGAUCCCGCCAUCAUCUGGAUGGAGGGAUUUCGAUGCUUUACCAACGGCAGAAUGCGAUUAUUAUAAUAUCUGUGGACCCAAUGCUUAUUGUAAGUUAAACAAUACAUGUCACUGUUUGGAAGGGUUCGACCCCAUGAACCCGCGGCAGUGGAGCGCGAGAGAACGAUCAGAAGGGUGUGUGAGGAGGACACCGCUGAGUUGCAGCGGAAAUAGGUUUUUAUUGCUUAAGAAGACGAAACUUCCAGAUACCAAGAUGGCUAGUUUUGAUCGGAGAAUUAACUUGAAGAAAUGUGAAGAGAGGUGCCUUAGGGAUUGUACCUGUACUUCGUUCGCGGCUGCGGAUGUUCGAAAUGGCGGAACGGGUUGUGUGAUGUGGACCAGGCAGCUUAAUGAUACCCGGACUUACUCCAUCGGUGGUCAAGAUCUCUAUGUCAAAUUGGCUGCUGCUGAUACAGUUUUUUCCUCGGACGAGGAGAGAGACAGAAAUGGAAAAAAAAUAGGUUGGAGUGUAGGAGUCAGCUUAAUGCUUAUUCUGAGUGUUAUCGUGUUCUGCUUUUGGAAAAGGAGACAGAAGCAAGCAAAACCAGCUGCAACACCUAUAGUUCAAAACCAAGGUCUAAUGAUCGGGGUGGUAUUACCAAGACAAAUACCAUCCCGGAGAAACUUGUCUGAAGAGAACGCGGUAGAAGAUUUGGAACUUCCAUUGAUGGAGUUUGAAGCUGUUCUCACAGCCACCGAACAUUUUUCUAACUGUAACAAAGUUGGAGAAGGUGGCUUCGGCGCUGUUUACAAGGGAAGGUUACUUGACGGGCAAGAAAUUGCGGUGAAGAGACUAUCAGAAAUGUCAGCUCAAGGUACCAAUGAAUUCAUGAAUGAAGUCAGGCUAAUUGCAAGGCUUCAGCACAUAAACCUUGUACGGCUUCUUGGAUGUUGCGUUGAUGAGGGAGAGAAGAUCUUGAUCUACGAGUACUUGGAGAAUCUAAGCCUCGAUUCUCAUCUCUUUGGUUUAACCAGAAGCAGUAUGCUAAAUUGGCAAAUGAGAUUUGAUAUCAUCAAUGGUAUUGCUCGAGGAAUUCUCUAUCUUCACCGAGAUUCAUCCAUUCGAAUCAUCCAUAGGGAUUUGAAAGCAAGCAACAUCUUGCUUGACAAAGAUAUGACUCCAAAAAUUUCGGACUUCGGAAUGGCUAGGAUCUUUGGACGAGAUGAGACGGAAGCUAACACAAGGAAGGUGGUCGGAACUUACGGCUACAUGUCCCCAGAAUACGCUAUGGAAGGGAUAUUCUCUAUGAAGUCAGAUGUCUUCAGUUUUGGAGUCUUGCUUCUUGAAAUUAUAAGUGGCAAGAGGAAUAAAGGAUUCAACAACUUGGGCCGUGACAACAAUCUUCUCGAUUGUGUGUGGAGGAAUUGGAAAGAAGGUCAAGGUCUAGAGAUUGUAGACACGGUCAUCAUAGAUUCUUCAUCACCAACGUUCAGGCCACGUGAUAUCCAAAGGUGUUUACAAAUUGGCCUCUUGUGUGUUCAAGCCCGUCCAGAUGAUAGACCAAUUAUGUCGGCAGUUGUUUUCAUGCUGGAAAGCGAAGCAGCAGAUAUUCCUCAACCUAAACCGCCAGGUUAUUGCGUCAUAGGAAAUUAUUCGACUUGGAGUAAACAGCGAGACCGUGAAUCUUGCACAGUGAACCAGAUCACCAUGUCGAUUAUAGACGCUAGGUAAUGUGAUGUAAAGAAACCACCCUUGAUAGUGCUUA